UUCAGUGUUUAGGGGGCUGUGAACACCGCAAUUAAACAUUCCGGUUGAGCAGUUAUGUGGCAAGUAAACGUGAAACUUGGUUAUCUCGAACUAGCAUUGUGAUUUUUGUUCACUGCAUCAAGUAAUUGCUUCAAAAGCAACAACCUUAACGAUAUCCAUCGAGCGCCAGUUAACAUAUCACUAAAACGGACACCUGGGUGUAUGGGGUUAACUCACGUUGACUUAAAUCGUCGGCUGUCGCCUUCUAUAAAAUCAUGACGUUCAACAAGGUAUUUCUUCCGUUUGUAGUCCUACUUGUGGCACCAAGCGCAAUGAAAGUUAACGCACGCGUAUGUUAUAUCGGUGAUGAAGCCAGCUCUAUCAAGGGCGAACCACUUCUGAAGUUACUGCCUGAUCAAAACCCGUGUGAAUGCACGGAGUUUCGUCCCGGCGGGGUUAACACAAAGCGACAGGCAAAGCCUCGUGAAGUAACGUUUGGUAAUGACGGUCAUCCACAAGGCUGGACUGACAAGGACUGCGUCAAAGAGAGGCAGACCACUUAUACCUCACCACCCUGUGACACAUAUUCCUUGAACAGUAAGCAAGGACUAGCCUUUCCUCCUUAUGGACAAUCAUUUCAGUCGUACCCCGUUAAGCUUGAGUUCACUCUGCAGAGCUCAACCAAAGAUAGAGUGGAGAUUGACUCUUUCAACAUACAAAACAUUUAUCAAUGCACUUUUGAACUGGACGGCAACUUAGAUCAGAUGCGCAUCAAGAAAGACGGCAUCAUCACACAAACAAAAGACUUUCAAGAUGUUUUUGAUGGUUCCACACACUACUGGGUAACAAUCAGUCAAUACAAACUGGAAUUCGGUAGACUUGGAGAAGCCAAUGCUGUCCUUGAGUAUCAAUCGAUCAAUGAGAAAAUAACCCGAUGUAGCCUUUGGACCCAGUCUGGCACAACUUUAGUAUUAUAUGGGACCUGCCCUCCUGACGUUUCGAUUUUUUCUACAAACUGAUUUUAAAUAAAUAAAAAUAAAGGCACUGGACACCUUUGGUAAUGGCGAAGAUCAGUAGGCCUAGUCACACUUGGUGUAUUCAACAUGCAUGAAAACAAGCGGGCUGUAAUAUUUGGGCUCAAUUGGUCUUCUACAACAUGAAAGGAAAAAAACUUGUUGCAAAACAUUGUGUGCUCUCAGAUA
Molecule: messenger RNA, 1181 nt
Organism: Asterias rubens (European starfish)
Lineage: Eukaryota; Metazoa; Echinodermata; Asteroidea; Forcipulatida; Asteriidae
Exons: 4
Coding region: 255-998 (247 amino acids)
Source: RefSeq, a predicted model, not a curated record